Molecule: messenger RNA, 2557 nt
Organism: Ceratotherium simum simum (southern white rhinoceros)
Lineage: Eukaryota; Metazoa; Chordata; Mammalia; Perissodactyla; Rhinocerotidae
Biological process (GO): regulation of transcription by RNA polymerase II
Cellular component (GO): nucleus
Molecular function (GO): DNA-binding transcription activator activity, RNA polymerase II-specific; RNA polymerase II cis-regulatory region sequence-specific DNA binding
Source: RefSeq, a predicted model, not a curated record
UAUUUUAUAAACUAAUUGUAAAUCAUUUUCCUCCACAAGAAUAUUUUCAUUCAACCAGCUGGAUCUGAGUACUUCUAAUGGCCUGGAGUACUGCAGGACAAUAUGGCCAGCUGGAUCUUCUUACCAGUUGGGUUUCCAGAGGCCUUCUGGUCUCUCAUGUUUGGGGAUGGGAAUAGAAGAAAAAGCUUCCAGUUUUUUGCUUUAUUUUUACUCAUUAAAAUCUCAUGUAGAUGUGACCCUGUGCUUUAUGCAGUGCUUUAUGAUAUGGUGGGUAUUAAAGAAGGAUAUGAAAGAGUUUAUCUCAUGAGGAAUUGAUGAGCUUAAAUGGAAAUAUUUAUUUCAUUUGUGUAGAAUUUUUUUCAUUUCUCCAAGGGGUUCUGUAUCCUGAUAUUACACAGCAAUGAAGACUUGAAGUGGUCAGAAUAAAAAUGUAGGAAUAAAUUUCAUGUGUGCAUGAUGCUGUUAAAUUUAUGAGGAAGUGAGUGUGUCAGAGAGUAAGAGUUCCGAAGACCAAGUUAUAGAGUAAUACAUGGAGACAACAGAGUCGUAUGUAAACUUCUUAUGAAUUGAGUAAAGAUCCCCACUGCUGUUCAUCUCACUCAUCCUCUUAUAUAUGUAUUUGGGAUGUUUUAGGAUUCAGUGACCUUUCAGGAUGUGAGUGUGAAGUUCACCAUGGAGGAGUGGGCUCUGCUGGAUCCAUCCCAGAAGAAACUCUACAGAGAUGUGAUGAAGGAAACCUUCAGGAAUCUGGCCUCAAUAGGAGAAAAAUGGGAAGACCACAACAUUGAAGAUCAGCAUGAAAACCACGUGACAAAUCUAAGCAGUCAUAUGCUUGAGAGACUUGGUAAAAGUAAAGAAGGUAGUCAGGAUGGAGAAACCUACAGCCAGAUUCCAAAUCAUAAUCAGACAAAGAAAACUACUGGAAUAAAACUAUGUAAAUGCAGUUUGUGUGGACAAGUCUUCAUGGAUCGUUCAUCCUUUACUAGGCACCUGAGAUCUCACACUACACCCAAAUCAUAUGUUUAUCAGGAAUAUGAAGAGAAGCCAUAUAAGUGUAAGGAAUGUGGGAAAGCCUUCAAGUAUCGCCAAUCCAUUCGAAAGCAUGAAAGGAUUCACACUGGAGAGAAACCGUAUAGAUGUAAGCACUGUGGUAAAGCCCUCAGUUGUUUCAGUUACUGUCAAAUUCAUGAAAAAUCUCACACAGGAGAGAAACCAUAUGAAUGUAAGCAAUGUGGUAAAGCUUUCAGUUGUCCAACUUACUUUAGAAAACAUGAAAGAACUCAUACUGGAGAGAAACCAUAUGAAUGUAAGCAAUGUGGUAAAGCUUUCAGUUGUCCCAGAUCCUUUCGAAGUCAUGAAAGGGGACACAGGGGAGAAAAGCCUUAUGAAUGUACAAAAUGUGGUAAGGCCUUCAGUUGUCCAAAUUACUUUCAAAAACAUAAAAGAAUUCAUACUGGAGAGAAACCCCAUAAAUGUAAGCAAUGUGGUAAAGGCUUCAUUUGGCCAAGUUACGUUCGAAAACAUGAACUAAUUCAUAAUGGAGAGAAACCCUAUGAAUGUAUACAAUGUGGUAAAGCCUUUAGUUGUCGCAAAUCCUUUCAAAUUCAUGAGAGGAGACACAGUGGAGAAAAGCCCUAUGAAUGUAAGGAAUGUGGUAAAGCCCUCAGUUCUCUCACCAACCUUCAAAGACAUGUGAUGAAGCAUACUGGAGGUGGACCUUAUAAAUGUAAGGACUGUGGGAAAGUCUUCGAUUGUCCCAAUUACUUUCAACGUCAUGAAAGCACACACAGUGGAGAAAAGUCCUAUGAAUGUAAGGAAUGUGGUAAAGCCUUCAGUACUCCCAGGUCCCUUGAAAAUCAUGAAAGAAUUCAUACUAGGAAAAAACCUCAUAAAUGUAAAGAAUGUGGUAAAGCCUUCAGUUUUCCCUGUUCCCUUCAAAAACAUGAAAGAAGUCAUACUGGGGAAAAGCCCUAUGAAUGUAAGCAAUGUGGUAAAACCUUCGCUUAUCUCAGUUCCAUUCAAAAACAUGAAAGAACACAUAGUGGAGAGAAACCCUAUGAAUGUAAGGAAUGUGGGAAAGCCUUCAUUUAUCUUUCAAAUGUCCAAAGACACAUGAUAAAGCACACUGGAGAUGGACCUUAUAAAUGUAAGGAAUGUGGGAAAGCCUUUGAUUGUCCCAGUUCAUUACAAACACAUGAAAGAACUCACACUGGAGAGAAACCCUAUCAAUGUAAAAAUGUAGUAAAGCCUUCACUCGUGCCAGUUCUUUACGAAAUCAUGAAAGAACUCACACCUGAGAGAAAGUCUGUGAACAUAAGGAAUGGAGGAAAGCCUUCAUUUGUUGCACAACCUUUCAUGGACACAUAAGAAUGCACAAUGGGGAGAAAAUGUAUGAACGUAAAGAAUGUGGGAAAGCCUUCAGCUGUCCCAUUUCUUUGGGAAGCCAUGAAAAAACUCAUAGUGGAGAGAAUUCUCCUGAAUAUAAACAAUAUUGGAAACCUUUAACUUGCCCCACAAAACCAUGUGAGAAUGUGCACUGGAUACAUACUGUAUAACU